Kogia breviceps (pygmy sperm whale) is the source of this 575-nucleotide messenger RNA. It is a transcript of the gene ASCL5, whose product is annotated as achaete-scute family bHLH transcription factor 5. Gene Ontology annotation, biological process: regulation of transcription by RNA polymerase II; developmental process. Gene Ontology annotation, molecular function: protein dimerization activity; RNA polymerase II transcription regulatory region sequence-specific DNA binding; DNA-binding transcription factor activity, RNA polymerase II-specific. NCBI's taxonomy places the organism in Eukaryota, Metazoa, Chordata, Mammalia, Artiodactyla, Physeteridae. The record is from RefSeq and is a predicted model, not a curated record.
AUGAACGACGACGUCUGCCGGCCGCUGGGCAUCGGGCCCCCGCCCCGGCCCGCGACCCCGGCCCGCGCCGAGCCUCUGGGCGCCGCGCCCUUCCUGCUGUGCCCGGGCGCCGCCCGGCCGCCCUACCGCGACGCCUACGCGCCCGCGUUCCCCGGCGCGCCCUUCCCGGGCGCCUUGGGCGCCUGCGACCGCCCCGUCGAGCCCGCCUUCACGCGGAAGCGCAACGAGCGCGAGCGCCAGCGCGUCCGCUGCGUCAACGAGGGCUACGCGCGCCUGCGCGGCCACCUGCCCGGCGCCCCGGCCGAGAAGCGGCUCAGCAAGGUGGAGACCCUGCGCACCGCCAUCCGCUACAUCAAGCACCUGCAGGAGCUGCUCGGCGCCGCCCCCGACGGCCCCGGGCCCCGCGAGCCCCGCGGGCCCCCCUCCCUGGCGCCCGGCGCGUCCGCGCCCUCCCGCCGUGCUUCCUCGCCCUUCCUCGAGUCGGAGGACUGCAGCCACUGACCGGGCUGGCGCCGCCCGGGCUCGGGGCGCUCAGGCGUGCGCGGCACCCUCCCUCCGCCAGCGCCACCCCGGGC